Messenger RNA from Durio zibethinus, 6446 nucleotides. Its product is annotated as E3 ubiquitin-protein ligase UPL3-like. Gene Ontology annotation, molecular function: ubiquitin protein ligase activity; protein binding. NCBI's taxonomy places the organism in Eukaryota, Viridiplantae, Streptophyta, Magnoliopsida, Malvales, Malvaceae. The record is from RefSeq and is a predicted model, not a curated record. Gene Ontology annotation, biological process: proteasome-mediated ubiquitin-dependent protein catabolic process; protein polyubiquitination.
GAAAAAGAGAAUUUUUUCUGAAAACCUUUACUAAUGUAUAUAAAAUAAAAAAUAACAAAGCCUCCUUUUGUUUAUUCCUUCUUCACUUUAGGGUUUCAGGUUUCGGUGUUAGCCUCUACCCUUAUCCCUCACCAAUUUUCUCCCAAUUAAUCAUCGAAUUGCAAUUUCGUUAGAACCAAGACCAUGGCCUUGUUUCCCUGAUUGUUAAUUUUGGGGUUUCGAUUUUGUUCGAAGAGUGAAUUUCUGUUUCUAUUUUCUAGGGUGUCGAUCAGUUGUUGUUGAGAUGCAAAGAAUAAUCGGAUCAGGAGUCGUCGAUCUUGUAGUGGCGACAAUCCGGUAAUCACGGGCGGUGGUCCCCUUUGUAUGGAAACUCGGAGCCGGAAGCGGGCGGAGGCCUCCUCAGCUGGCCCUUCAUCUUCAUCUUCUCCCUCCGGUCCCACCACUCGUUCUCACAAACGCGCUCGUCUUUCUUUCUCCUCAGCCACCUCCUCCACCACCGCAACGACUCGCUUUCGCACUUCCAGUGCUGCCGCUGCCGUAAUGGACCCCACCACAACCGAAUUUUCUUCCGGUUCCCGCCGCGAUCGUCGUUCCAGCAAAUCUAACCAAACCACAACAAGUGACAGUCCGAAUCUCACCUCCGAUAAAGGCAAAGAAAAGGAACAUGACCUAAGGAUUCGCGAUAGAGGUAGGGAUAAUAGAGAUAACAAAAACAAUAAUUCUAAUCAUCCAGAGAGAAGUUUUGGGUUAAAUAUGGAUGCCUCUGGAGGUGAUGAGGAUGAUAAUGAUAGCGAAGGCGGUGUAGGGAUUUUGCAGCAGAAUCUGACGUCAGCAAGCAGCGCGUUACAAGGCUUGUUGAGGAAACUUGGUGCCGGGCUUGAUGAUUUGCUGCCCUCAUCGGCUAUGGGUUCUGGGUCUUCAUCUCAUCAAAGCGGGAGGUUGAAGAAGAUUCUGUCUGGAUUGCGUUCUGAUGGUGAGGAAGGGAGGCAAGUGGAGGCGUUGACGCAGCUCUGCGACAUGCUUUCAAUUGGGACUGAGGAGUCCUUGAGCACCUUUUCUGUGGAUUCGUUUGUUCCCGUGCUAGUUGGAUUGCUUAAUCAUGAGAGUAAUCCUGAUAUUAUGCUUCUUGCGGCAAGGGCUCUUACUCAUUUGUGUGAUGUGUUGCCUUCUACGUGUGCUGCUGUGGUGCACUAUGGUGCAGUUUCGGUUUUUUGUGCUAGGUUGCUCACUAUUGAGUAUAUGGACUUGGCUGAACAGUCUUUGCAAGCUUUGAAGAAGAUAUCUCAGGAACACCCAACUGCCUGCCUGCGAGCUGGUGCUCUCAUGGCAGUGCUGUCAUACCUGGAUUUCUUCUCCACUGGGGUUCAGCGAGUGGCACUAUCUACUGCUGCUAAUAUGUGCAAGAAACUCCCUUCAGAUGCUGCUGAUUAUGUCAUGGAAGCUGUACCACUAUUAACAAAUCUUUUGCAAUAUCAUGAUUCAAAGGUGUUAGAGCAUGCUUCUGUUUGUUUGACUCGCAUUGCUGAGGCCUUUGCAUCUUCCCCGGAUAAAUUAGAUGAGCUAUGUAAUCAUGGAUUGGUUACUCAAGCUGCAUCUCUCAUUUCCACAAGUAAUUCUGGAGGUGGACAGGCAUCUUUGAGCACACCAACAUAUACGGGCUUAAUUCGACUGCUUUCAACAUGUGCAAGUGGGUCUCCUCUGGGAGCGAAAACUUUACUUCUCCUUGGGAUCAGUGGCAUACUUAAAGAUAUACUGUCAGGUUCUGGCGUUGCUGCUAACUCAUCUGUUCCUCCAGCAUUAAGCAGACCAGCAGAGCAGAUUUUUGAGAUUGUCAAUCUGGCAAAUGAGCUUCUUCCUCCAUUGCCACAAGGAACCAUCUCCCUCCCCAGCUUUAAUUUAUUUGUGAAAGGAUCUCUUGUGAGGAAGUCUUCUGCUAGCAGCUCUGGAAAGCUAGAAGAAACCAAUGGAAGUGCUCCUGAGUUUUCAGCCCGAGAGAAAUUAUUGAAUGAUCAACCAGAACUUCUUCAGCAGUUUGGAAAGGAUCUCCUUCCUGUUCUCAUACAGAUCUAUGGUUCCAGCGUCAAUAGCCCUGUUCGUCACAAAUGUCUCUCAGUUAUCGGAAAACUGAUGUACUUCAGUAGUGCAGACAUGAUCCAGAAUCUAUUGAGCGCGACCAACAUAUCAAGCUUCUUGGCUGGUGUUUUAGCAUGGAAAGAUCCACAUGCCUUGGUUCCUUCCCUCCAAAUUGCUGAAAUCCUCAUGGAAAAGCUUCCUGAAACCUUCUCCAAAAUGUUUGUCAGAGAGGGUGUGGUUCAUGCUGUGGACCAGCUUGUAUUAAUUGGUAAUCAAAAUACCACUCCUGCUCAAGCAUCUUCCGUUGAGAAGGAUAAUGACUCUGUAUCUGGAACAUCAUUGCGUGCCAGGCGUUUAAGACGACGCAGUAAUAACUCAAAUCCUGAAGGAAGUUCAGUGGAGGAGUCCAAGAAUCCAGCACCUGUGAAUAUUGGCCCACUUCCAAGUUCAGUUGAAAUUCCUACAGCCAAUUCCAAUCUUCGUGCUGCAGUAAGUGCAUGUGCUAAAGCAUUUAAAGAUAAGUAUUUCCCCUCUGGUCCCGGGACUGUUGAAGUUGGAGUAACGGAUGAUCUUUUACACUUAAAAAAUCUUUGUUUGAAAUUGAAUGCCGGUGUUGAUGAACAAAAGACUAAGGCAAAAGGAAAAUCUAAAGCUUCAGGGUCUCGAUUGGCUAAUUUUUCUGCUAGCAAGGAAGAGUAUUUGAUUGGGGUGAUUUCUGAGAUGCUAGCAGAACUAAGUAAGGGGGAUGGUGUAUCCACUUUUGAGUUUAUUGGUAGUGGUGUUGUUGCAGCCUUGUUAAACUAUUUUUCUUGCGGGUACUUCUCCAAGGAGAGAAUUUUAGAUGUAAACCUGCCUAAGCUUCAUCACAAAGCCCUUAAAAGAUUCAAAUCAUUUAUCAGUGUUGCACUUCCUUCAGGUGUGGAUGAUGGAAGUACUGCUCCUAUGACUGUCUUGGUUCAGAAGCUUCAAAAUGCUUUAUCAUCACUCGAGCGUUUCCCUGUAGUUCUUAGUCACUCAUCUAGGUCAUCUGGUGUGAGUGCACGUUAUUCUUCUGGACUAAGUGCAUUAUCUCAGCCUUUUAAGUUGCGCCUCUGUCGAGCCCAAAGAGAUAAGUCUCUUCGUGAUUAUUCUUCAAACGUUGUGUUGAUUGAUCCAUUAGCAAGUCUAGCAGCUGUUGAAGAAUUUCUUUGGCCGCGAGUUCAGCGCAGUGACACCGCUCUUAAACCCUCUGUAUCUGUAGGAAAUUCGGAAUCUAGGAACACACCUUGUGGGGCUGGUGCUUCUUCUCCAUCUACCUCAACUCCUGCUUUGACCGCUUGUCGUCUUUCUUCAAGGUCCAGAUCAUCUGUUAUUAUAGGAGAUAGAGCCAGAAAGGAACCAUCACAGGAGAAAAGCACAAGUUCGUCAAAGGGCAAAGGUAAGGCUGUUUUGAAGUCUGCUCAAGAGGAGCCAAGAGGACCUCUAACAAGAAAUGCUGCUCGUAGAAGAGCUGCUCUGGAUAAAGAUGCUCCAAUGAAACCUGUUAAUGGUGACUCUAGUUCUGAGGAUGAAGAAUUGGAUAUGUCUCCUGUGGAGAUUGAUGAUGCUUUGGUGAUUGAGGAUGAUGACAUUUCUGAUGAUGAAGAUGAUGAUCAUGAAGGUGUGCUUAGAGAUGUUUCUCUUCCUGUUUGCAUACCAGACAAAGUACAUGAUGUUAAAUUGGGUGAUUCAGCUGAAGAUGGCACGCCUGCCCCAGCUGCAAGUGAUAGCCAAACUAAUGCAGCUUCAGGAUCUAGCAGCAGAGCUGCUGCUAUUAGGGGUUCUGAGUCUGCUGAUUUUAGGAGUGGUUAUGGCUCAAGGGGUGCAAUGUCGUUUGCUGCUGCUGCCAUGGCUGGGCUUGGAUCUGCCAAUGGUAGAGGUGUUAGGGGAGGUAGAGAUCGACAAGGACGACCUCCAUUUGGCAGUUCUAAUGAGCCUCCAAAGUUGAUAUUUACUGCUGGUGGGAAACAGCUCAACAGGCAGUUGACCAUCUAUCAGGCCAUUCAAAGACAGCUUGUGUUAGAUGAGGACGAUGAUGAGAGAUAUGCUAGUAGUGAUUUUAUAUCUAGUGAUGGAAGCAGGUUCUGGAGUGAUAUCUACACAAUAACAUAUCAGAGGGCCGAUGGCCAAGCUGACCGAACAUCAGUAGGGGGAUCAGGUUCUGCUACAGCAUCUAAAACUGCUAAAUCUGGUUCUUCCAGCUCCAGCUCUGAUCCCCAAACUCAUAGAAUGUCACUUUUAGAUAGCAUUUUGCGAGGGGAACUUCCUUGUGAUCUAGAAAGAUCUAAUCCUACUUAUAUUAUAUUGGCACUUUUGCGUGUGUUAGAGGGUUUGAAUCAGCUUGCACCUCGUUUAAGAGCUCAGAUUGUUUCUGACAAUUUUGCUGAAGGAAAGAUUUUAAAUCUGGAUGAGUUGAGUACAACCAGUUCUAGAGUGCCUUAUGAGGAAUUCGUUAAUGGUAAGCUCACACCUAAACUGGCUCGGCAAAUACAGGAUGCCCUUGCUCUCUGCAGCGGAAGCCUUCCUUCUUGGUGUUACCAGUUGACAAAGGCAUGCCCCUUUUUAUUUCCUUUUGAGAUUCGAAGGCAGUACUUUUAUUCAACUGCCUUUGGCUUGUCUCGUGCAUUAUAUCGACUUCAGCAGCAGCAGGGUUCUGAUGGCCAUGGAUCAACUAAUGAAAGAGAGGUGAGAGUUGGUAGGUUACAGCGGCAGAAAGUUCGUGUCUCCCGAAACCGCAUUUUGGAUUCUGCUGCAAAAGUAAUGGAGAUGUAUUCUAGCCAAAAAGCUGUGCUUGAGGUUGAAUAUUUUGGAGAAGUUGGCACUGGAUUGGGUCCAACCUUGGAGUUCUAUACACUCUUAAGUCAUGAUUUGCAGAAGGUUGGACUUGGAAUGUGGAGGUCGGAUUCUUUGUGGGAUAAGUCAUUAAUGGAAAUUGAUGGAGAUGAAGAGAAAAAUGGAAAAACAGCUGGUUCUGCUACCAUUGAGGGAGAUAUAAUCCUAGCACCACUAGGGUUGUUCCCUCGACCUUGGCCACCAAAUGCUGAUGCUUCUGAAGAUAGCCAGUUUUCUAAAGUAAUUGAAUAUUUCCGGCUGGUUGGGCGUGUGAUGGCUAAAGCUCUUCAAGAUGGACGGCUUUUAGACCUGCCUCUAUCAACAUCAUUUUAUAAACUUGUGCUUGAUCAAGAGCUUGAUUUGCAUGAUAUUCUGUCUUUUGACACUGAGUUUGGGAAAAUUUUGCAAGAAUUGCAUCUUCUUGUUGGUCGAAAGCAAUAUUUAGAAUCAAUGGGUGGUGACAAUUGUGGUGCGAUUGGUGAUUUACACUUCCGUGGGACCCCGAUAGAAGAUCUCUGUUUGGAUUUUACAAUUCCAGGCUAUCCAGACUACACACUGAAGCUAGGGGAUGCAACUGUGGAUAUUAAUAACUUAGAGGAAUACAUAUCCUUGGUGGUUGAUGCAACCGUCAAGACUGGAAUUAUGCGGCAAAUGGAGGCAUUUAGGGCUGGAUUUAAUCAGGUUUUUGAUAUCGCGUCGUUGCAAAUAUUUACUCCCCAAGAGAUGGACUAUUUGCUGUGUGGUCGCAGAGAGUUGUGGGAGGCUGAGACACUUGCUGAUUACAUAAAAUUUGAUCAUGGAUAUACAGCUAAGAGCCCUGCAAUUGUUAAUUUUCUUGAAAUUAUGGGAGAAUUUACACCUAAACAGCAGCGGGCCUUCUGUCAAUUUGUUACUGGUGCGCCCAGGCUUCCACCUGGCGGCCUGGCAGUGCUGAAUCCAAAGCUGACAAUCGUUAGAAAGCAUUCUGCAUCUGCAAGUGCUGCUGCUACUGCUGCUGCUUCCAAUGGAACUGGACCAUCAGAAUCAGCAGAUGAUGACUUGCCCAGUGUCAUGACUUGUGCUAAUUACUUGAAGCUUCCUCCAUAUUCUACCAAGGAGAUUAUGUAUAAGAAAUUGCUAUAUGCAAUCAGCGAAGGGCAAGGAUCUUUUGAUUUAUCAUGAGUUCGCAAGACUAACCAGAACAGGCCUCUGUAUAUUCUUGAACACCGCAAUCUAGUAAUGGCAUUGGCAAGGUCCUGUUAGUACUUUAAUGGUGGACCAUCUGUUCAAACUUUGCGUUCAUAGCCCUAGAAAUUCUGGGUGAAUCGGGACUAUAGCACAAACUAAAACGAAAUUGCGAGGGGGAUUUUGUGAAGCAUUGUAGCAGAUGAUAGAGCUUUUGUAUAUAAAUAGGAAUUUUUUUUUACUUCUAUUUUUUUGGUUUGACGAUUUAUUGGCUGGCAAGAUAUAUUACAUAUGUGGCGAAAAUGAAUAAAUGAUGAAAUUGUUCUGCCUUUUCACCCUUCUUCAUUCUUUAUUUUAGU